Tilletiaria anomala UBC 951 is the source of this 2986-nucleotide messenger RNA. RefSeq lists its product as uncharacterized. The record is from RefSeq and is a predicted model, not a curated record. Lineage: Eukaryota; Fungi; Basidiomycota; Exobasidiomycetes; Georgefischeriales; Tilletiariaceae. The transcript has 3 exons. Gene Ontology annotation, molecular function: cyclin-dependent protein serine/threonine kinase regulator activity; protein kinase binding. Gene Ontology annotation, biological process: regulation of cyclin-dependent protein serine/threonine kinase activity. Gene Ontology annotation, cellular component: cyclin-dependent protein kinase holoenzyme complex; nucleus. Bases 148 to 2775 code for a protein of 875 amino acids.
UGUUGACAGCCCGGUCGCGUUGGACAUCGUGGAUCGGAAGCCCUUCAUGCUAACGGUGCUUUAGAAAGUGCCCCUCCUCGAAGCGUUACAAGUAUACUCGAUUCGACUUCAGCCAAUGGUUCUCACCUGUCAGUUCCGUCCACAGCCAUGCUGCCACCGGCAAGCACCAUGACCUUUGACAUAUUGGAGCAGCAUACCAUGGGCGAGCCGAGCAUAAGUCUCAAGCGAAAGCUCUCCUUCGGCGGCAUGGGCACAACAGCUGCUCAGGCUUGGCCAUGCGACGCCUCGCAGCGUCAGCGUCAGCACCAGUACCAGGAUCAACACGGGCUGCAAGCACAGCAGGGCUGCGAGGCGAUAGCUGCCUCAAUCACGGGCUCAGGCGCAACGCGGCCAGCGGCAGGAGCAUCAGCUGCUUCGACCCGGAGCAAAAAGUCUGCAGAAGUGGUCAAGUUAGCAGAUUGGUUCGCAAAAAUGGUCUGCUAUAUUUGGUUUGCACCUUGCAUGCCCAGUGUCAUCCCGAAGCCUGUCACACCAGCUCACAGUCCGCUGGCUAGCUACGCCCCGCUGCAUCCUGCGCCGUCCACGCCAUCGCUCAGUCCAACGUUCCCGACCGGACAGAAGAAUUCACCUAACCGUCAUUUCGCUCCUAAUGGCAGCAUGAGCGUCCAAUUCGUAGCGGAGCUCAAGAGGCGUGAUCUGCAGCCGGAAGGCCAAGCUCCUCCGCGCGCUUUCACCGGCUCACCGAGUUCGCAUUCGCCGCUUGUACGCUCUGCUAUGAUCCGGCUCAAACCGCAAGCCAGCUUCAUUUCGUUCGCAAGAGAGGUGCUUAACACAACGCAGCUCUCCAUGUCUGUUGUCCUUUGUGCACUCCUCUACAUUUACCGUUUCAAGUCCAUGCAUCCACAUGUCAAAGGGCGAGAAGGAUCUGAGUAUCGCUUGGCGAUUGUGGGGCUGAUGCUGGCCAAUAAGUUCCUGGAUGACAACACAUACACCAACAAGACUUGGUCAGAAAUCUCAAACAUGAGACUUAAUGAUAUCACGAGGAUGGAGAUUGAGUUCUGGAGUGGUCUUGGCAUGAGCAUUCACGUCACCGAGCAAGAGUUUAUGGCUUGGACAAAGUGGCUCGAAGUCAUCACCGAGCAGAGGACGCAAUCGUUAGCGAGGAGAGAAAAAGAGACUAUGGCAACGAGUAGCCGAACGUCGACAUCAGCAUCGGCAUGGAUGGGAAUCACACGAUCGCCGUCAUUGCAGCCACGCGUAGGGGCGUUCGACCUGUCCCUCGCAGGAACGCAGCCUGCACACUUUAGCAAAACUUCCUCGCCGCUGCGAAGCAUGGCGCCGCCUUUUGCAUCUGCCCAUUCCUCUCCGCUACGGGCGUUCUCCAACAGUUACCGACCCCCACUUUUUGCGUUCGAUCUGCAUUUACCUAACGGUCUACCGCCGCUUCCUUCUGUCGCACCUGUCACAUCACCUCGAUCUGCUAUUGGCCGGGAUACCACCAUCGGUGCGACCAGCGAGCUCAGCAGCGUCACGAGCAGCAGGUUCUGGUCCGAUGCGGUCUCCCCCGGCGCGAGCUCACACACAUCUGCACCAAAUGGAGCUCUGCGGAUCUCCAUCUCGCCGCCCUCUGCGCGACUCGAUGACAGCUCGCGCCACGCAGCUUCAGCCGCGCAGGCUUGGUCAGCAAGCAGGCGCCGUUCGGCAUCGAGCUGGUGUGACGGAUCAGGGUCUUUUAUGCCACCACCUUUGCACAGCGCUUCUUGGGCGCCUGUGACCGCAUCAGCACCUGGUAGCAGCCAUGGGCUCGCAGGCAACAAACGCACUUUCGGCUCGCUGGAGAGUGAUACCAGCAGCUCGCAGGGGUCCGCUUUGUCCCCUACUUGGAACGUAUCGCAGACGAAGCGCGUUGCAGCUUCGGCAGACAACGCUCAACGCCCGUAUUAUUCGCUGGCUGCGCCGCUUUCAAAUGACCACCAACAGCAACAGCAGCAACACGGCCGUGCCAUGCGUGCGGCUCCGGCUCACAACUACAACCUGCGAAGUAUGCGGCGAUCAACUAUGCGUCAAAUGUCACCGCUCGCUCACGCCGGCGGCUCUUCGUUGUUCACUGGCCCAUCCGCACACCCUCGAACUGUAGCAGCCAACAGCGGCCAUUCGAGCGCCGGGACUUCUCUCUUCACCUUCACUGGCGAUACGGCACGGGAAGGCUCGUUGGUACCGGCAGAUGCAGCAACAGCAGCAGCAGCAGCGGCAGCGGCGAUGAACCACUAUCAUUCGCUCUUUGCACAACAUGAUUCACAGACACCCAACAUGCUCGUGGCUCCAUUCCAGGCGAGAGAAGUUCGCGAGCCGAGGGCACUGACGUACUACCAGCUCGCGUCCGGAGUGGCGCAAGGCAUCCCGUCGUACCACCUGCCAAACAAUAGCUAUGCGCAGGCGCCAACCUGGAAUCCUGCUCCCUCGGCUGUGCCGACCUCGUGGGCAGGUCAACUUGUCGCGACCGGUCAAGCGCAAGAGCAAGUGUUGCAGCAGCAGGCAUCUGCCGACUUUCCCCUUGCCAGUCCGGUGAAGUCAUACAUUUGCAACCAACAAGCGCAGCCAAGCAUGCAACCGCGGAUGCUUGAUGUGGCCAGCUGCGCUCCGACAUCGUGGGACAUCUCGGAAAUAGGCGCGUGGCAACAAGAGCCAUUCAACAAUGCACAAGAACACGUCGAUCACUGGCCUCUUCAGCUUCCCGCCGCAUUCGUCCGGCGCUCACCCUCCCAACUUCUCUAGCCCCAAGUUACCACAGCAGGCUCCCUCAACCUGCAUGCGGGGCCCCCGUCGCCCCUCUGGACAGGUAUCCUCCACAAUUCUCUUUAAUCAAGCAUCGAGUUCGCAGCAUUCACACGUUCAAGGACCUGAUCACUAGCAGCAUUUUUUGCAAACACACUCACGACCCUUCAGAACAGCAAAUUGUACAACAAGCAGCGUUACAAAGAGCAUU